UGAGAAUCACUGUUUUGGCUGAUGUCUGAUCUUCGCUGUGGUGAUAAAAAAGUUCGUGGUCGUCGUCGCUUCUAGAAAAUACUUUUGUGCGUUGUGCAUUUUUCGGAUCAAUUUUCCUUCUAAAUCCUGCCGGGAAAAGUGAAAAAAAAACUAUUACGGUUGUGCCAUAUCUUGCAGUGAAUGCGAUUCCGGUGAAGUUUUUGUGGAUUAAGUAAAAUCGCAAAGUGUUGUUUCCUGUUUUAAAUCUAUCGAUUCGGGCAGCAGGAUCCUGAUUUUUUUGUGAGGGUGUUUUUUUUUUAUCCUGGUGAUUCCAACGAUUCCAACAGCGCCGUCGUCGUAGAAGCAGAAUCGUCUGCAGCUUUUUUCCUGUGUCCAGUGUUUUAUUAAUCCGGUCAAAAUUUGCAUCGUAAAGAUGGAUCUGUUGAAGAAGAUGAUGGGCCUGGACGGCCACAAGGAUGACGACGAGGACAAGAGGAAGAAAAAACCGGCUGUCAAGGACGAGUUUCGGAAGCCAAUUUGGGUAGAAGAAUACGACAGCGAUGAUGAUCUUUUCGACAACCAAAAAAUUUUUGGUGUUCAAAUUUUCACCAAUCCAUUGGAGAUUCAAAAACAUUUCGAACAUCAAAUCCAAGAAAUGAUGAAAAGCCUGGAGGAAUACGAUGAAUCCGUAAAACCGUUCGAUCGUAGCCUUAAGCAGGAUUUCCUCAAGCCCGGCUUUGAGAACGAAAUCAAGAAGGAGCUCCAAAAAGAAAAACGUCUUGAUACCGAUUUAGACGGAGAAAUCUAUCCGGAUCAGUUACAUACCUUGUUGCAACGGAUUUCUCCCAAUUUGAAGGAGCUCCUACCGAAGAAAAAGCAACCGGAGGUCAACACGAUGCAGCAACCAAAGCUUAAGUUGACCGAUGAGCAAAAGAUAAUGGACUGGAUCCAUGGCUACAAAGAAACGGAACCGCAGGCACUGGCUCCACGACCGCGUCCACCUCGCAAGAUUCCUUCGCAACGCUAUCACGACGGAAUUUUCGAGGGAACGUUCCAAGGGCCAAGGAUGUUCGGCCAGAGCAUCAUUUCACAAACGAUCCGUAAACCUGACGGGACUUACGAAACGCGUAAAACGGUCCGUGACUCUGAAGGCCACACUAAAACAACCAUUACCCGUUCGACCAAGGACGGGCAAAAAGAAACCAUAACAACGUAUGGUGACGAAGGAGGGUCUACUUCGAAGCCGUUCUUCGAAAACGCAACACCACAAUCAGGUGGUGGCACCAAUGACGCUUCUGUUGCCGCCGCUAUGCUUGGAGUGGAUCAAUGCUUCCGCAAGCAUCUCUUCUCUAAGAAUGGUUACGUUUUGCCGAAGAACCUCUGGUGACUUCAAGCGCAGACAAACCGUAAUGAGCUAACUACAACACUAGUAGAUCAUCGGUUCAGUUUCCAUUUCUCUUAUAAUACUUACUUCCCUACCGUCGUCAUCGGGGUGUCGGCCACAGCCUUCAACCUCCGAUUAUUGUCGUCGUUUAGUGAGCCAAAUAUGUGUGUAGUAGAAGUAGAUCAAUUCCACUCAGUUAGUGAGUGGAAUAAUCAUCGUAGACUUAACCAUCCAGAUAACCAUUGCUACUAUUCUAUCAAAGCCUGUAUGAAUACCGGCCAUAUGGCGGAUGAUAAAGAUGUAUCAGAGCAACGGACAGAAACAGUCUGGCACAGCAGCAAUACCGAAUGUCCUGUCGUCGUUUUAGUUUUAUUAAUAUGUAAUUUAGUUUUAGCUUUAGUAUUGAUGAUUAGUUUAAGUAGAGUUCAAUUUUUGAUUUUGUGGUACAACAAUUGCAACAUUAGCUAUCAGCACCUCGCUGAGGGAGCCUCGGCGAUCACACAGCAACGGGUCGAACGAACCAGUAUUAUGGCCAAUACACGGCAACAACUUGGACGGUUAUGAAAACAAGUUCAACUGGUUAGAAGGUUCAACCGUUGUUACGCUGUACUGGACGCCACCUCAGCUGGGAGACGUUUGUGUUUGUGAUAUUUUUUUACGUUAGACAGUUAUCGAUACGAUUUAUCGAAUAAGUUUGCUAUUAUUAGUCUUAAUCAUUUGAACAGCUGAUUUUUGUGGCUGGGCCUCCUCGUUCUCUCGGGGGUCAGCCACUUACAUGAAGCAUAAGACUAAAUUUUUCGAAGCAACUCGCGGUAAGACACGUGCACUCACAAUUACCUAUACGCAGGAGGAAAGUGAAUAGAAAUAUUACAAGAAGAGUGCGUGUGUGCGCGUAUUAGGUAGAUAUUUUCCAGGUGACUGAAAAGAAGAGUAAAUUACAUAUAUAUUUUUAUCAUGUAAGAAAUUUUAUUCGAUCGGUAAAAACAGAUUUUUUUCAAGAACAGAAAGAGAAGAAUGAAGGGAAACAAAAUAUUCUGAAAAAGUGUGGAAGGCUCUAUACGCAUCCAUGGAAAUUAUAUUGUCAACAACUUAACAAGCAACAUUACAUACAAUUAUCUCUAUCAUAAUACAUGGCUUUCCCUACCAACUUAAAACCGUCUUACAAACAAAUAUAUAAAUCAUUAGAAUGCUAAUAAUCAGCAUUUCUCUCUUUGUGGAACUAUA
This is a messenger RNA of Armigeres subalbatus, 2587 nucleotides long. RefSeq lists its product as uncharacterized. Gene Ontology annotation, cellular component: mitochondrion; sarcoplasmic reticulum; apical plasma membrane. Gene Ontology annotation, biological process: regulation of actin filament polymerization; negative regulation of apoptotic process. The record is from RefSeq and is a predicted model, not a curated record. Lineage: Eukaryota; Metazoa; Arthropoda; Insecta; Diptera; Culicidae. Bases 413 to 1366 code for a protein of 317 amino acids. The transcript has 5 exons.